This is a messenger RNA of Notechis scutatus (mainland tiger snake), 400 nucleotides long. Lineage: Eukaryota; Metazoa; Chordata; Lepidosauria; Squamata; Elapidae. The record is from RefSeq and is a predicted model, not a curated record.
AUCAGAUCUGUACAAGACAGAAGCCUCCUCCACGGCUAUGAUGACCAGGGUUCCUGGGUUAUGUAGUUCUCCGCAGAAUGCAACAGCUGGACUCGGGAACCGGAGCCAGACAUGGUGGAUGGAUCUCCCAGGCUUUGCAGCCUGUUUUCAAAACACUGUUGCAGUUUGGAUCCCUUGCAUCUAUCUAUGGAUUUCUUUCCCCUUCUAUUAUCUUUACCUUCAGAAAAACCGCAGGGGCUAUAUCAGGAUGUCGGCUGUCUUCAAAGCAAAAAUGAUUCUUGGCUUCGCCUUGUUCGUGCUGUGUUUCUCCACCAUCUCCUACCUCCUUUGGAAAGCUAACCAAGGCGUUUUACCAGCACCCGAGCUCAUAAUUAGCCCUACAAUUCAACUGGUCACCAUG